CGCGCCGGUCUCCGCGGAGUGCGGACGUGUUAAGUGUCGUGUUGAAAGUCUCGUGAGAUUGAUUUAAUCGAGCGAGACAUCACGAAUAACGAACCGAUAAUAAAAAUCUAGUCAAACUUUGUACAUAAAGUUGUUUUCAACAUGAAAUAGAUUACUUAAAUAAUAGUUGUGAUUAAAACUCCGUCUAUAUAAGCUUUUAGUGUUAGUGUUUAAUCAGUUUUUUUUAAUAUUAAUAAUUGUUAUUUGUGUUAAGCAAAAUGCAAAUUUUAAAAGCAAGGUUCGCUUUGCGUGCUAGCGCUUCGCACUUUCAAGCAUGGAGCUCCGCGCGAUUUAAAUCUACAGACUCAAAGAGCGUAGACUAUAAACCAAUCAGAAGUGUGCUGGUCGCGAACAGAGGUGAGAUCGCCAUCAGGGUGUUCCGAGCAUGCACGGAGCUGGGCAUCCGGUCUGUCGCAAUAUACAGCGAGCAGGAUCGCCUUCAAAUGCACAGGCAAAAAGCCGACGAAUCAUACGUAGUCGGCAAAGGCCUGCCGCCAGUAGAAGCUUACUUAAGCAUUCCAGAGAUCAUCAGGGUAGCAAAGGAGAACGACGUAGAUGCGGUGCAUCCGGGAUAUGGAUUGCUAUCCGAAAGGUCAGACUUUGCAGAAGCAGUAAUAAAUGCCGGUCUUCGAUUCAUCGGACCCUCACCAUCCGUUGUCCAGCAGAUGGGUGAUAAAGUUGCAGCGAGGAAAGCCGCUAUCGAAGCUAAAGUGCCAAUAGUCCCCGGUACGGACGGGCCGAUAACAACAAAGGAGGAAGCCCUGGAAUUUUGUAAACAGCACGGUCUUCCCGUUAUAUUCAAGGCCGCUUACGGAGGCGGUGGCCGUGGUAUGAGGGUGGUAAGAGAAAUGAGCGAGGUUGCCACUUCCUUUGAAAGAGCUUCAUCAGAAGCACUCGGUGCCUUCGGGAAUGGCUCAAUGUUUAUAGAACGGUUCAUCGAGAGGCCGAGGCAUAUCGAGGUUCAGUUACUAGGUGACAAAGCUGGAAAUGUAGUACAUUUAUACGAAAGAGAUUGUUCGGUGCAAAGGCGACACCAAAAGGUCGUUGAAAUUGCUCCCGCCCCAGGACUUGACCCAGAGAUUCGUAAAAGGAUGACAGACUGUGCGAUUCACUUGGCGAGGCACGUCGGCUAUGAAAAUGCGGGUACCGUGGAAUUUUUGCUUGACGAUAAAGGAAAUUUCUACUUCAUUGAGGUCAAUGCCAGAUUACAAGUAGAGCACACAGUCACAGAGGAGGUGACGGGUAUAGAUCUCGUCCAAUCGCAGAUCAGGGUGGCCGAAGGUAUGACUCUACCGGAGUUGGGUUUGACGCAAGACCGGAUCAAGACGCAAGGAUACGCUAUCCAGUGUCGGGUCACGACUGAAGAUCCGGCAAACAACUUCCAGCCUAGCACUGGUAGAAUUGAAGUUUUCAGAUCCGGCGAGGGUAUGGGUAUACGUCUGGACUCUGCGUCAACCUACGCCGGCGCUAUUAUCUCACCGUACUACGAUUCCCUGCUAGUCAAAGUUAUAUCUCACGCUCAAGAUUUAUCAGCAUCGGCCGCAAAAAUGAACCGAGCACUUCGGGAAUUCCGUAUCCGAGGCGUCAAGACCAACAUCCCAUUCUUGCUCAACGUGCUAGAGAACCAGAAGUUUUUGAACGGAGCCGUGGACACUUACUUCAUCGAUGAGCAUCCUCAACUCUUCAUGUUCAAAGCCUCCCAAAACCGCGCUCAGAAGAUCCUGAACUACUUGGGCCAAGUGAUGGUGAACGGACCUGCCACACCGUUGGCCACGCAAAUACCGCCUUCCGAUGUGAAGCCUUACAUUCCUUCAGUGCCAUUGGACCUUUCACCUGAGGCCAUAAAAAGACAGGAAAUGACAGGUGAAAAUACAGCUGUCAAGCCACCGAAGGGCUUCAAGGAAAUCCUCAAAGAAGGUGGUCCAGAAGCCUUCGCGAAAGCGGUUCGAGAGAAUAAAGGGCUUCUGCUCAUGGACACAACAUACAGGGAUGCCCACCAGUCUCUGUUGGCGACUCGCGUGAGGACACACGAUCUAUUGGGCGUAUCUCCUUACGUGGCACAUAACUUCAGCAAUUUGUACUCUUUGGAGAACUGGGGUGGAGCUACCUUCGAUGUUGCUCUUAGGUUCCUCCACGAAUGUCCUUGGGAGAGGUUGGAAGAUAUGCGCAGACUGAUUCCCAACGUACCUUUCCAAAUGUUGCUGCGAGGAGCAAACGCUGUCGGCUACACCAACUAUCCUGACAAUGUCGUCUUUAAAUUCUGUGAAAUGGCGGUUAAAUCCGGCAUGGACGUGUUCAGAGUUUUCGACUCGCUAAACUACCUGCCGAACUUAAUCCUCGGUAUGGACGCGGCGGGUAAAGCCGGUGGCGUGGUGGAAGCUGCCAUUUCAUAUACAGGGGACGUAUCGGAUCCCAACAAGAAGAAAUACGACCUCAAAUAUUACUUGAAUCUUGCCGACGAGUUGGUGAAGGGUGGAACGCACGUUCUAGCUAUCAAGGACAUGGCUGGUCUGUUGAAGCCACAGGCGGCCAAGCUACUUAUAACUGCAAUCCGGGACAAGCAUCCAUCUGUACCUAUCCACGUGCACACUCACGAUACAUCGGGCGCGGGCGUGGCGUCAAUGCUGGCGUGCGCGGAAGCGGGUGCGGACGUGGUGGACGUGGCCGUAGACUCGAUGUCCGGAAUGACCAGCCAGCCGAGUAUGGGAGCAUUGGUUGCCUCGCUGCAAGGCACUCCUCUUGAUACCGGAAUUCCACUACAAACGGUAUCCGAAUACUCAGCAUACUGGGAACAGGCUCGCACUUUAUACGGCCCGUUCGAAUGCACCGCCACAAUGAAGUCCGGCAACGCUGAUGUUUACCUCAACGAGAUACCCGGAGGUCAAUAUACGAACCUACAGUUCCAAGCCUUCUCGUUAGGACUCGGCAGCCAGUUCGAGGAAGUAAAGAAGGCAUAUAGAGAAGCGAACCUUCUGCUUGGGGACAUAAUCAAAGUAACCCCAUCGUCCAAGGUCGUCGGUGAUUUCGCACAGUUCAUGGUACAGAACAAACUCACCGCUGCAGAUAUUGAAGCUAGAGCCGAGGAACUGUCCUUCCCCAAAUCCGUUGUGGAGUUCUUCCAAGGUGCCAUCGGUAUACCUUAUGGAGGAUUCCCAGAACCGCUCAGAUCAAAGAUACUAAAAGACAUGCCCAGAAUUGAAGGCAGGCCUGGACAAGAACUUGCACCCCUAGACUUCGACAAGCUGAAACAAGACAUCAAAGAAAACUAUCCAGAGGUUACAGACCAGGAUGUGAUGUCGGCUGCAAUGUAUCCUCAAGUGGCGAACGACUUCUUCCGCAUCCGGGACAAGUAUGGACCCGUCAAGCAUCUAGACACUAAGACCUUCCUCGUUGGACCUUCCGUUGGCGAAACAAUCGAAGUGAAGAUCGAGCGAGGCAAAACGUUAGACAUCAAGACUUUGGCCAUCUCUGAGGAGAUGACGGCUGCCGGUGAAAGAGAGGUGUUCUUUGAGCUGAACGGACAACUGAGAUCUGUGUUCAUCAGAGAUGAACAAGCUAGCAAGGAAAUGAAGAUCCACCCUAAGGCAGUGAAGGGCGACAAGAACCAAGUUGGGGCUCCGAUGCCCGGAACAGUCCUGACCAUCAAGGUCAAGGAGGGCGACCACGUGGACAAGGGGCAACCCAUAGCGGUACUGUCUGCGAUGAAGAUGGAGAUGAUUGUCCAAGCGCCAAUGGCUGGCACCGUCAAAUCCGUGGCCAUCACAAACGGUCAGAAACUCGAGGGAGACGAUCUCAUCUGCACCAUCGAAUAGGUAUACCACCGUUGUCUUCAGAGUGCCAAGUGUUAAGAUUUACUACCUUCGUUUACUUAUACGAUCGCGUGAAAGUUAAAUCAAGUUACAAUACUGGAACACUAGAUGUCGCUCUUUCGAUACCAUAUAACAACAAAGACGUGCCGCUAAGC
Molecule: messenger RNA, 4003 nt
Organism: Pararge aegeria (speckled wood butterfly)
Lineage: Eukaryota; Metazoa; Arthropoda; Insecta; Lepidoptera; Nymphalidae
Gene: PCB
Product: pyruvate carboxylase, mitochondrial
Exons: 24
Coding region: 258-3851 (1197 amino acids)
Biological process (GO): pyruvate metabolic process; gluconeogenesis
Cellular component (GO): cytoplasm
Molecular function (GO): ATP binding; metal ion binding; pyruvate carboxylase activity
Source: RefSeq, a predicted model, not a curated record